This is a messenger RNA of Triplophysa dalaica, 1123 nucleotides long. It is a transcript of the gene hmgn2, whose product is annotated as high mobility group nucleosomal binding domain 2. The coding region runs from base 217 to 444 and encodes 75 amino acids. Gene Ontology annotation, biological process: chromatin organization. The record is from RefSeq and is a predicted model, not a curated record. The transcript is spliced from 6 exons. Gene Ontology annotation, cellular component: chromatin; nucleus. Gene Ontology annotation, molecular function: nucleosomal DNA binding. NCBI's taxonomy places the organism in Eukaryota, Metazoa, Chordata, Actinopteri, Cypriniformes, Nemacheilidae.
UUUUCGCAGCCAAUCCCGGAGCCGAAAAUGCAAGAUCUGGUUUAAACCGGUUUCUUUCUUAAAUUUCAAUAUAAAAAACUUAAAUAAAACAUAUAGAGCCGUUAUUGUAUUUUACGCGAACCGCGGCGAGGCGUGCACGACAGCGUUGCUCACCGGCGCAUUAUUUACACGAAUAUCCUCCACUUAUUAUUUUUUCGCGGAUUUUUUGCAGUCAAGAUGCCCAAAAGAAAGAUUGACGGAGACAAGGCCGCCAAAGCCAAGGAGGAGCCAACAAGACGCUCCGCAAGGCUGUCCGCUAAGCCAACUUCUUCUAAGCCUGAACCAAAGCCCAAGAAAGCAUCCCCUAAGAAGGCAGCCAAGGGGAAGAAGGGCAACCCUUCUGAAAAUGGGGAUGCCAAGGCAGAUCAGGCACAGAAGGUUGAAGCUUCUGCCGAUGCCAAAUGAAAGCUAAUGAGUGUCUGAUCCUUCUAUGUACUUGGUGACUGUACAGUUUGAAAUAACUAUUUUUUACCAAGUUUUAUAUUAAGAAUAACAUUUAUAGUUGACUUGUUGACUUGCUUUUGAUGUACUGAUUGAUUUGACCGGAGUUACUAUAUUUCAUUCAUAUCCAUUUUUAUCCCAUUUUUUUAAAUCAAGCCGUCUUGCCGAAACAAUUUCUCCUUGCUAAAUCUGUUUUCAAAGCGGUGAAUGCAAGUAUAUUGUUCUAAAGUUUGUGUAUUUCUUUAUCUUUCUUCUUUUCUUUCUUAGUUUAUCCUUGGAUUUUAAACACCAAACCUUCUCAAAGGCAGCUUAAGAGUGUUUCUCAAAUGUUUUCAGGAAGGCUUUUCACCAUUUUGUUAGCAUUUAAUCUUACAAAUACUGUUUUUUUUUUCUUUUCGUUUUUACAUUAUUUUUAAAAAAGUAGUUAGAAAUGAAAGUGUCACAAAAAAAUUGAAUAAUAGGGCAACAAUGAUGAAUAAAUUUGCAACAUGAACUUUUAUUAUCCUUACAGCUGUGUGUUCUGAACUUGUCUUUUUUUAUUUUUAUUAAGUUAUGUUCUGAAAGUGGAAGGAUAUUCAGUGACUCUGAAAAAAAAUGCUUUGUUUUAAAUGGUUUUGAAUAAAAAAACUGUCCUGAAAAAACA